AUGGAGUUUUCCAGGUUUUUUUCUUUGACUUUCUUCAUCAUAUACUUUGUUAUACUCCAUUUUCUUUUUGUUUACUCGUUUCUUUCUUUCUUUAUCAUUUUCUUUUUUCUUUCUUUCUUUACUAUUUUUUUCUUUCUUUCUUCCUUCCUUCCUUCCUUACUAUUUUCUCUCCCUCUUUCUUUACCAUUUUUCCACAUUUUUCUUUACUAUUUUCUUUCUUUCUUUGCCAUUUUCUUUCUUUCUUUCUUUCUUUCUUUACUAUUUUCUUUCUUUCUUUCUUUCUUUACUAUUUUCUUUCUUUCUUUCCUUCUUUACUAUUUUCUUUCUUUCUUUCUUUCUUUACUAUUUUCUUUCUUUCUUUGCCAUUUUCUUUCUUUCUUUCUUUCUUUAAUAUUUUCUUUCUUUCUUUCUUUGCCAUUUUCUUUCUUUCUUUCUUUACUAUUUUCUUUCUUUCUUUGCCAUUUUCUUUCUUUCUUUCUUUACUAUUUUCUUUCUUUCUUUCUUUCUUUACUAUUUUCUUUCUUUCUUUGCCAUUUCCUUUCUUUCUUUCUUUAUUUCUUUCUUUCUUUACUAUUUUCUUUCUUUCUUUCUUUACUAUUUUCUUUCUUUCUUUGCCAUUUUCUUUCUUUCUUUCUUUCUUUCUUUACUAUUUUCUUUCUUUCUUUCUUUCUUUACUAUUUUCUUUCUUUCUUUGCCAUUUUCUUUCUUUCUUUCUUUCUUUCUUUCUUUACUAUUUUCUUUCUUUCUUUACUAUUUUCUUUCUUUCUUUGCAAUUUUCUUUCUUUCUUUCUUUCUUUACUAUUUUCUUUCUUUCUUUGCCAUUUUCUUUCUUUCUUUCUUUCUUUACUAUUUUCUUUCUUUCUUUCUUUCUUUACUAUUUUCUUUCUUUCUUUGCAAUUUUCUUUCUUUCUUUCUUUCUUUACUAUUUUCUUUCUUUCUUUCUUUCUUUACUAUUUUCUUUCUUUCUUUGCCAUUUUCUUUCUUUCUUUCUUUCUUUCUUUCUUUACUAUUUUCUUUCUUUCUUUGCCAUUUUCUUUCUUUCUUUCUUUACUAUUUUCUUUCUUUCUUUCUUUACUAUUUUCUUUCUUUCUUUACUAUUUUCUUUCUUUCUUUGCAAUUUUCUUUCUUUCUUUCUUUCUUUACUAUUUUCUUUCUUUACUAUUUUCUUUCUUUCUUUGCAAUUUUCUUUCUUUCUUUCUUUCUUUACUAUUUUCUUUCUUUCUUUGCCAUUUUCUUUCUUUCUUUCUUUCUUUCUUUCUGUUGUUUUCAACACUUUCUUUACUAUUUUCUUUCUUUCUUUGCCAUUUUCUUUCUUUCUUUCUUUACUAUUUUCUUUCUUUCUUUCUUUACUAUUUUCUUUCUUUCUUUGCCAUUUUCUUUCUUUCUUUCUUUCUUUCUUUCUUUACUAUUUUCUUUCUUUCUUUCUUUCUUUACUAUUUUCUUUCUUUCUUUCUUUCUUUACUAUUUUCUUUCUUUCUUUCUUUCUUUACUAUUUUCUUUCUUUCUUUGCCAUUUUAUUUCUUUCUUUCUUUAUUUCUUUCUUUCUUUACUAUUUUCUUUUUUUCUUUCUUUACUAUUUUCUUUCUUUCUUUGCCAUUUUCUUUCUUUCUUUCUUUCUUUACUAUUUUCUUUCUUUCUUUCUUUCUUUCUUUACUAUUUUUUUUUUCUUUCUUUCUUUUUCUUUUAUUUUCUUUCUUUCUUUCUUUUCUUUCUUUUACUAUUUUCUUUCUUUCUUUCUUUCUUAACUAUUUUCUUUCUUUCUUUGCCAUUUUCUUUCUUUCUUUGCCAUUUUCUUUCUUUCUUUUUUUCUUUCUUUCUUUAAUAUUUUCUUUCUUUCUUUGCCAUUUUCUUUCUUUCUUUCUUUCUUUACUAUUUUCUUUCUUUCUUUCUUUACUAUUUUCUUUCUUUCUUUGCCAUUUUCUUUCUUUCUUUGCCAUUUUCUUUCUUUCUUUCUUUCUUUACUAUUUUCUUUCUUUCUUUGCCAUUUUCUUUCUUUCUUUCUUUCUUUACUAUUUUCUUUCUUUCUUUCUUUCUUUCUUUACUAUUUUCUUUCUUUCUUUGCCAUUUUCUUUCUUUCUUUCUUUCUUUCUUUACUAUUUUCUUUCUUUCUUUCUUUCUUUACUAUUUUCUUUCUUUCUUUGCCAUUUUCUUUCUUUCUUUCUUUACUAUUUUCUUUCUUUCUUUGCCAUUUUCUUUCUUUCUUUCUUUCUUUACUAUUUUCUUUCUUUCUUUCUUUCUUUCUUUACUAUUUUCUUUCUUUCUUUCUUUCUUUCUUUACUAUUUUCUUUCUUUCUUUGCCAUUUUCUUUCUUUCUUUCUUUCUUUCUUUACUAUUUUCUUUCUUUCUUUGUCAUUUUCUUUCUUUCUUUCUUUCUUUAUUAUUUUCUUUCUUUUAUUUGCCAUUUUCUUUCUUUCUUUCUUUACUAUUUUCUUUCUUUCUUUCUUUCUUUACUAUUUUCUUUCUUUCUUUGCCAUUUUUCUUUCUUUCUUUCUUUCUAUUUUCUUUCUUUUCUUUCUUUCUUUCUAUUUUCUUUCUUUCUUUUGCCAUUUUCUUUCUUUCUUUCUUUACUAUUUUCUUUCUUUCUUUGCCAUUUUCAUUCUUUCUUUCUUUACUAUUUUCUUUCUUUCUUUCUUUACUAUUUUCUUUCUUUCUUUGCCAUUUUCUUUCUUUCUUUCUUUACUAUUUUCUUUCUUUCUUUCUUUCUAUUUUUUUCUUUCUUUCUUUCUUUACUAUUUUCUUUCUUUCUUUUGCCAUUUUUCUUUCUUUUCUUUCUUUCUUUUACUAUUUUUCUUUCUUUCUUUCUUUUCUUUACUAUUUUUCUUUCUUUCUUUCUUUCUUUACUAUUUUCUUUCUUUCUUUUGCCAUUUUUUCUUUCUUUCUUUCUUUCUUUACUAUUUUUCUUUUUUAUUUGCCAUUUUCUUUCUUUCUUUUACUUUUCUUUCUUUCUUUUUUUUUCUUUACUAUUUUCUUUCUUUCUUUCUUUACUAUUUUCUUUCUUUCUUUGCCAUUUUUCUUUCUUUCUUUUCUUUCUUUUACUAUUUUCUUUCUUUUUCUUUUUUCUUUACUAUUUUUCUUUCUUUCUUUUGCCAUUUCUUUCUUUCUUUCUUUCUUUACUAUUUUUCUUUCUUUCUUUCUUUCUUUACUAUUUUCUUUCUUUCUUUCUUUCUUUUAUUUUCUUUCUUUCUUUCUUUCUUUACUAUUUUCUUUCUUUCUUUGCCAUUUUCUUUCUUUCUUUUUCUUUACUAUUUUCUUUCUUUCUUUUUGCCAUUUUUUUCUUUCUUUCUUUACUUUUUUCUUUCUUUUUUUGCUUUUUUUCUUUUUUCUUUCUUUACUAUUUUUUUCUUUCUUUGCCAUUUUCUUUCUUUCUUUCUUUUUUUUUUCUUUCUUUUUAUUUUCUUUCUUUUUUACUAUUUUCUUUAA
Messenger RNA from Acanthosepion pharaonis, 3420 nucleotides. The record is from the annotation of a GenBank genome assembly. NCBI's taxonomy places the organism in Eukaryota, Metazoa, Mollusca, Cephalopoda, Sepiida, Sepiidae.